AUGAGAAAGGAAGACAGGAAACAUAAGAGAAAUCGAGACGAGAGAAAGAUAAAUUCUAUUGAGGAAGAGAAUAUUCAUUAUAUCUUCAAUGUAAAUGAUGAUGCUACAAUUGAAUGUACAUUGGGAGGAAUCAAACUGCGUUUUCUAAUAGAUUCGGGGUGUAAACUAAAUAUUAUAACAGACAAAACGUGGAAAAUGUUGAAACAAAAACGUGUUAACAUUUCAAACUACACAAAACGUUCAGACAAAAUUUUGUACCCGUAUGGCAGUAAAACACCUUUAGGCGUAAAAUGGACCCUUCAAACGACUUUGGAGACGAACGGACAGUCUGUGCGAGCGGUUAUCUAUGUGGUCAAUGGUGGAUCUAGAGAUUUACUUGGAAAAGAAACUGCCAUUAGUCUAGGUUUACUGAGACUAGGAACUGAAGUACAUGAAAUAAAGCAAACACGUAAACCGUUUCCAAAAUUCAAGGAUGUUUUUGUUGAAAUCCCGGUCGAUGAAACUUGCAAACCUGUAUCACAGCCUUAUAGACGGAUACCAAUUCCUAUUGAGAAGAAAGUUGAGCAAAAAAUACAGGAAUUACUGGACAGUGAUAUUAUUGAGGAGGUGCAUGGACCAUAA
Messenger RNA from Nymphalis io (European peacock), 621 nucleotides. RefSeq lists its product as uncharacterized. The coding region runs from base 1 to 621 and encodes 206 amino acids. The record is from RefSeq and is a predicted model, not a curated record. NCBI's taxonomy places the organism in Eukaryota, Metazoa, Arthropoda, Insecta, Lepidoptera, Nymphalidae. The transcript has a single exon.